Cornus florida is the source of this 729-nucleotide messenger RNA. RefSeq lists its product as uncharacterized. The record is from RefSeq and is a predicted model, not a curated record. The transcript is spliced from 2 exons. Bases 1 to 729 code for a protein of 242 amino acids. NCBI's taxonomy places the organism in Eukaryota, Viridiplantae, Streptophyta, Magnoliopsida, Cornales, Cornaceae.
AUGGUAGAAAACCAUCAUGUCCGGGUAAUCAACACAAUUCAUGGUCGUCCGGAUGAAGACGAGCAAUCAGGAAAUUCCUACAGAAUCCAGCUCAAACAAGUCCAUAAGCUACAAAGGAUUGGUGAAAUCAACACUGUUGAUUACAAACCCAAUCUUGCACAAGUUUCUUUUCAUAAAGGAGAUCUCAGAAGGGUACAGCACCCGCACAAAGACCCAUUAGUAGUUAGCCUACUAGUGACCAAUUGCCUAGUCAGACGUGUAUUGAUUGAUCCCGGCAGUAGUACCAAUAUCAUAACAAAGUGGACAUUUGAUCAGUUAAAAUUGGCCACGAAUCAGAUUCACCCCACUAGAAGCCCAUUGGUGGGAUUCGAUGGACGAAGAGUGGAACACACAGGUGUAAUCACACUGUCAGUCAUUGCUACCAAAAGAUCUCUGAAAGAGAACUUCGUGAUUGUGGAUAUUCAUCCUACGUACAAUUUGCUAAUGGACCGAGGACGGAUUCACCGUAUGGAAGGAGUCCCAUCAACCCUACACCAAGUCAUGAGAUGCGUGAGCCCAAACGAGAGGGAGGAACAGGAAGAAGAGCAUCCUACAGAGGAACCCCUAGAAGCCGUGCAGAUAGUCGCAGGGGACGAGCACAAGCUGACCUACAUAGGGACUCUCCAAUCAGUUCAGGAAAAAGAGGAACUGACAGAAAUCCUGAGGCGGAAUGCCGACAUCUUCACUUAG